Molecule: messenger RNA, 2679 nt
Organism: Pedinophyceae sp. YPF-701
Lineage: Eukaryota; Viridiplantae; Chlorophyta; Pedinophyceae
Source: the annotation of a GenBank genome assembly
AUGAGCGACGCACCGGACCGGUACGGGUACUCGAACCCGCCUCCACAGCGGGCGGUUUCAGGCUCGGCGCGCAAGCAGCAGCGCGCGGCGUACGAGGCCGCGGCGGUCGGCCGCACGGCCUCAGAUCAGGCGGGGCUCGCGACGGCGGGCGGCGGAUUCGACACGUACCUCGGGGGCGCGAACGAGGAGCGGCUGCGGGCUGCGCAGGAGCGGAGGCUGCGCGCGGGGGCCGCGGGGGAGGACGCCGGGGGCGCGCGGUCGGGCCGGCAGCGCCGCACGUGGGGGGAGUCGCCCUCGAUGGUGGGGGGGGUUGAGAUCAAGGCGUCCGACGGGAGCAGGAUGCGCGUCAAGUCGCCGCUGCCCCCGGCGCACCGUGCGCCGGACGACCGCGCGUGCGCGCCGCUGCAGCACGCGGCGGUCCCGCAGCACCGCGCGGUGUCUGCGCGCGACACGCCGGCGCCGACGUCGUCCGGGGCGGGGGCGGACGCGGCGUCGCGGGUCCGCAGUGCCGGCGGAGCGGCGGCCGCGGCGUCGUCGUCGCUGCUGCAGCAGGUGGCGCGCGACGAGGAGGAGGCGACCCCCCCGGGGGAGUCUGUGUCGCCACGUCUGUCGGGCAAGCGCGGGCUGCGGAUCCAGAGCGCGCGGACGGGCGAGGUGCUCAUGUCGAUCAGCCAGCUCGCGCCGCAGAACCCGGACGACUUCGCCGGCGCCGACGACGCCGCGCCUGCGCCGGGGGGGGAGUCGCCCGACAGCAGCGACCGCUCGAGCGCACACGGCGGGAUCGGCCUCGGCGCGGCCGACCUCGACGUGCUGCGGCAGAGCAUGGCCACGCUCGGCUUCUCCAGCAACAAGUUCGCCGCGCUCGACGCCCGAGCGCCGCCCGCGAACAGCGCCGACGACGGCGACGGCGCGGCCUCGGAACCGCGCCCGGGCGACGAUGACGACGUCGACGAGGUGUACGAGGAGGACUUCGAGGGCCCGACGGUCAUCGAGUCCGACCCGGACUCGGACAUCGACGAGGAGUUCCGCCCGCCGUCGCCCCGGCACCGCCAGCGCCCGCAGCCGCCCGCGCAACCGCCUCGCCCGCCGCCGCCGCCGGAGGACCCGAUGCCGGUGAUGUCGGCCGCGGCCGGACGCAUCAAGCGCCCGCUGUCCGGCCGACCGAACCCGCAGCAGACGCCCGAGGCGGUCGCCCCGGCGGCGCGCCCGCUGAGCCACCGCGACGGGCCUGCGCAGCGCCUGCAGGCGCCGGCGCCGGCGCGCCCACAGGGCAGCGACAUGCAGUCCGUGCUGGUAGCUGUCGCGCAGGAGAACCAGCGAGCGCGCGCGCGGGCCGCUCCGGCCCCGGCUGCGCCACCAGCGCCCGCGCAGCCGCCGCCUGCAGCGCCGCAGCCCCGGUCGCGCCCGAAGCGCGUGCCGUCCCAGAAGCCCGCCGCGGCUGCCGCGGGGCAGGCCAGCCCGGCGACGCCCGGCGAGGCGAUCGUGCAGUCGCUGCAGCAGCAGAUGGAGGCGCUCCCGGAGGAGUUCCGCGGCGUGCUGGGGGGGGUAUUGGGGCGCCUCAAGGGGGUCCAGGACGCCGGGGGCGACAUCGUGCAGCUGCUCUCGGGCCUGACGGCGCCAGAGGCGCCGCAGCAGCGCCAUGCCGCGCCCCCAGCAGCGGCGCCGACGUCUGUGUUGGCGGCAGGCCCCGAGACCGCGAGGGCCCCGGGCGCGGAGGCGGCGCCCGCGCCGGCGCGGCCCGCGGACUGCGUGGUGCUCCGUCUCUUCAGCUCGUGGGACGGCGGCCCCGAGGUCGGACUGACUCAGGUAGAACUUGUAGACGGCAAGGGGCGGAAACUCCCCCUGCAGCGGCACCACGUGACGGUGCACGGGGCGCCGCCGGGCGUGGUGGGGCGGCUGGUGUCCGGGCGCACGCACACGACGGAGCAGUCGCACAUGUGGCUUGCGCGGCUUCCGAAGCACGGCGCGGGCGGCGCGCGGCCGCACGUGGACGUGGUGGUCGAGGUGCCCCCGCUGGCGCCCGGGCAGACGCCGCCGGAGCAGGUGCGCGUGUGGAACUACAACCGCGGCCUCCUGGGCCUCGGCCGCGGCGCGAAGGACGUCCAGAUCCGCCGCAACGACACCGUUGUGUGGCAGGGGGUGUUGCGCAAGGGCACGGGGAAGGCCACGGGGGACUAUUCGACAACGGUCCCCCUGGUGGCCGGCGCGGCGGGCACGCAGCCCCCGCGGCACCCCUCGGGCGCGGAGGGCAAGGCGUCGGCGCUGCAGGCGCUCAAGCGCAAGUCGCAGAAGCGUCUGUCCGCGGCGUCGCGGCGGGCGUCGGAGAUGAGCGAGGGCCGCGCGACCGCCGAGCACAGCGGGCGGCCGUCGCCGGAGCCGUCGCGCGCGUCGGGCGGCGCGGGUCGGCCGCUCGAGGGCGAGCCGACGACGUCGAAUCGCCGGCGCGGGGGUCCCGGCGGGACGCGCCGGAGUGGCUGGCGGGGGGCGGCGGCGGGUGCACGCCGGGCGUGCUGGUGCGCGGCGAGGUCAGCGACUCGCUCGCGGGGAUCGAGCUCGGCUCGGAGCCCAGGUCGCGGGCGCCACGGGAGGGGCGGCGCUGGCAGCAGCACCCCCGCCAGAGGCGGCGUCCCCGCCGGACGACAGCGCGCCCAAGCGGCCGCCGCGGCAGCGCGCGGGUGA